UUCCAGCAAGCCACUGCAGCCGAACUCAGCCACUCCAUGUCCAGAAACGGGACUGAUCCUUUACCCAACGGCCAUGCACUACUCGGGUAAAACCUUGGAACCACGUCAGUCAGUCACGCACUUACUAACACACACACACUCUCUCCUCGCCAUCUCUCUCUCGCUGAAUAACUCGGUUUUUUUGUAUCUAGUAAUACAACCUUUAGCUUACAAAGCUUGACUGUGUAUCUCUGCAGUGAGGUGAGAGGGUGUGACGAUGCAGAGGACUUGGGAGAAGCAGCAGAACAAGAAGUGCCUCCACACAGAGACACUACUGCACACAUCCCCCUGCAAAACUCCAUACACUCCCCUGGUAGGUUUUGUGCUUUUGUGUGUGACAGCCCUGUAUCCAUGGGCUGCCAGUUACUCAUCCCUGGCUUAUAGUCUCCUUCAUUAGGGUUCUGAAGUCCAUUUGUUGUUGUCCUCCAUCUGCAGAGCCCUUUCAUAACAAGUCCAGGAGGGAUAUGGCCAGCUCUCCUGUGGUGUCCCAGAGCAUUCUCAAAGCCACCCCAGCACCAGUGAUGCCCCCUACUCUACCUAGGACCCCCCACUCUAGGUAA
This is a messenger RNA of Coregonus sp. 'balchen', 599 nucleotides long. The record is from the annotation of a GenBank genome assembly. Lineage: Eukaryota; Metazoa; Chordata; Actinopteri; Salmoniformes; Salmonidae.